This is a messenger RNA of Trichoderma breve, 2037 nucleotides long. Its product is annotated as thioredoxin domain-containing protein. Gene Ontology annotation, cellular component: endoplasmic reticulum. NCBI's taxonomy places the organism in Eukaryota, Fungi, Ascomycota, Sordariomycetes, Hypocreales, Hypocreaceae. The transcript is spliced from 4 exons. The coding region runs from base 1 to 2037 and encodes 678 amino acids. The record is from RefSeq and is a predicted model, not a curated record. Gene Ontology annotation, molecular function: protein disulfide isomerase activity.
AUGCGGCUGACGCCCUUUACUCUACUCUCUGGCCUUGCUGCCUUCGGGCUAUUUGGCUCUUCGGCAGCGGCGGAUGAUAAAGACUCGACCGGCCCCACGAACACAUAUUUCGACUCUGUUGCGGUGCCUCCGUUAAUAGAUCUGACGCCUGACAACUGGGAGAAGGAGGUUGGCAAAAGCAAAUGGCUUCUUGUCAAGCAUUACAGUCCGUACUGCCAUCACUGCAUUCAUUACGCCCCGACCUUUCAGACAACAUACGAAUUCUACUAUACGUCCAAGACUGAGGGAGCUGGCGAAGCGACCUUUACCGACUUGUACGAUUUUAGAUUUGGUGCAGUUAAUUGCAUCGCAUACAGCGACCUUUGCGUUGAGAAUGGUGUCAAGUUGUACCCUACCACGACUCUAUAUGAGGAUGGCAAAGAGGAAGCCUUGGAGAAGACAAAGCCCGGAUCUCGGCCCAAGACUCUCGCAUUGCCUGAGCCAGGCGAUAAAGUGCGUCCAAAGUCUGAGCCAAAACGAGAGGAAGAUGAAGAGGCAGCACCCAAAAGCGAAGCCGACGGGAAGAAGCUCGAGGCAGCGCCCAAGAACGAGGCUGAUGGGAAGAAACUGGAGAAGAAGCCCAAGAAGCCUGUUGCUACACCAAACGAAGAUGGAAAGUCAGUGGCACUCACAGCUGAGAACUUCCAGCGUCUAGUGACAUUCACUUCAGAUCCGUGGUUUAUCAAGUUCUACGCGCCUUGGUGUCCCCACUGCCAAGACAUGGCCCCUACCUGGGAGCAGGUAGCCAAGACCAUGAAGGGUAAACUCAACAUUGGAGAAGUCAAUUGUGACAAGGAAUCGCGAUUGUGCAAAGACGUCGGUGCUCGAGCAUUCCCUACUAUUCUCUUCUUCAAGGGUGGCGAGCGCUCCGAGUAUGAAGGCCUCCGAGGACUGGGCGACUUCAUCCAGUAUGCCGAAAAGGCUGUCGAUCUUGCCAGCGGCGUUCCCGACGUGGAUCUGGCAUCAUUCAAAGCCAUCGAGCAGAAGGAGGAUGUCAUUUUUGUCUACUUUUAUGACCACGCCACAACCUCGGAAGACUUUAAGGCUCUUGAGAGACUUCCCCUCAGCCUCAUCGGACAUGCUAAGCUCGUCAAGACCAAGGAUCCCGCCAUGUACGAUCGGUUCAAGAUUACUACUUGGCCGAGGUUUAUGGUCUCGAGAGAGGGCCGUCCCACUUACUUCCCUCCCCUCACCCCCAACGCAAUGAGAGAUACCAAUCAAGUCCUGGACUGGAUGAGAUCGGUCUGGCUCCCCCUAGUCCCUGAACUGCUGGUAACAAACGCGCGCCAGAUCAUGGACAACAAGGUUGUUGUGCUAGGUGUCUUGAACCGAGACGACCAAGAAUCUUUCCAGGGUGCGCUCCGAGAGAUGAAGAGCGCAGCAAACGAGUGGAUGGACAGACAGAUUCAAGAAUUUCAGUUGGAGAGAAAGAAGCUGCGAGAUGCGAAGCAGAUGAGGAUUGAAGAGGCCGAGGACCGGGACGACCAGCGGGCUCUGCGUGCCGCCAAGGCCAUUCAUGUCGACAUGACCAACUCCGGACGGAGGGAAGUGGCAUUUGCGUGGGUUGACGGUGUCUCUUGGCAGCGCUGGAUCCGGACCACCUAUGGUAUUGACGUCAAGGAUGGAGAAAGAGUCAUUAUCAACGACCAAGAUAACCGAAAGUACUGGGACACUACCGUGACCGGCAACUACAUUCUCGUCAGCCGCACGUCCAUCCUGGAGACCCUCGACAAGGUCGUCUAUACCCCCCAGGCCCUCAAGCCCAAGCUCACCAUCUCCUCCUUUGAGAAGAUCUUCUUCGACAUCCGCCAGUCCUUCACCGAGCACCCUUACCUGUCCUUUGGCUGCAUCGUUAGCAUCGCCUUCGGAGUCUUCUCCUGGCUUCGUGGCCGAAACCGCCGUGGCCGCGGUCACUUCCGUCUCGAGGAUUCCAUCAGCAUCAGGGACUUUAAGGACGGAUUCCUUGGUGGUUCUAACGGCAACACCAAGGCCGACUAA